UAAAGACCAUGACAGCUCCCCGUCGACACUUGUCUGAUACUACGCUUCAGUCGCCGUCCUCCGCUGCUACCGCUGCGCCGCAGCUAUAAACACGAGCUAGGGCGUAUGUCGGCGGAGGUAGAGCGACUCAAAGAUGAGGGCACGAGACAGCAGGUCAUUCUAGCGGGCGGUGUUGCAGGACUCGUGUCCAGAUUCUGUAUCGCGCCUCUUGACGUUGUCAAGAUCAGGUUGCAGCUUCAACCACACUCACUAUCAGAUCCUUUAUCGUGCGAUGGCAUCAAAGGCCCCAUCUACAAAGGCGCCUUUUCCACAGUCCGGGCCAUCGUACGGCAGGAGGGUAUCCAGGGCCUAUGGAAGGGGAACGUUCCAGCUGAGUUGAUGUACGUCUGCUACGGUGGUAUUCAAUUCGUCGCGUACCGUUCCAUCACUCAGGCUCAGAGUCUACUACCAACCCGCCCGCCACCAUCAGUAGAAUCGUUCAUCAGCGGCGCAGGUGCAGGAGCCGCUGCGACUACAGCCACAUAUCCUCUCGAUCUCCUACGGACCAGGUUUGCGGCACAAGGAUCAGAGCGGAUUUAUCAAGGAUUGUUUGGCGCCGUACGCGACAUCACCCAUCAUGAAGGCCCAACGGGGUUCUUCCGAGGCCUGAGCGCCGCGGUCGGGCAGAUUGUGCCGUAUAUGGGUCUUUUCUUCAUGAGCUAUGAGUUUUUGCAUCAAUAUAUUGGUGGCAAGACACUCCCAUUUGGCUCUGGAGAUGCUACUGCCGGCGUCUUUGCCAGCAUCUUCGCGAAAACCGCGGUGUUCCCGCUUGACCUGGUGAGAAAGAGACUGCAAGUCCAAGGCCCGACUAGGACGAGAUACAUCCACACCAAUAUUCCCGAGUACAAAGGCGUGUUUCGGGGCCUUGCAGCAAUUUGGAGACGAGAAGGGUACCGAGGCUGGUACCGUGGGUUGACUGUCAGUUUGAUCAAGGCCGCUCCAGCCUCUGCAGUAACGAUGUGGACAUACGAACGAGUUCUGCAUGCACUCAUAAACACCGAGCACGACGAUGAACUGUGGGAGAUAUACAAUCCUUAUGACGAUGACGAUUCUGAUGACUGAGUCUUAGCAGGCGUUAGCUGGGACUUUGGGCUUUAAGGAGUUUCCCAAUUGCAAUUUACUUUACAGCGCAGUACUUUGUCACGGCAUGCAAGCUAGCGCAGGUGCAGCAGACGAGCUUUCUCGACUUGAUACCUAGUUAUGCUCUCCCAGCUUAAUCAGCUUAGUACGGGACGGGCGGUAGCAAGUCACGAAGACUACACCUAGCAACUCCGAGACAAGACACAGGGACGGAAGUUUGUUGGUGGUCUAUGCGGGUCUUUUCCAUUUGGGCAAGGCUGAUAGACUUGUUGUUUGAGUGUGGCUGCCGGGGACGACCUUCUCGUUUAUCCUUUGAACGGGAUUUGUGAGUUCUGAACCGCGGCGCCUAUAACCGGGUCGCCACCAUUCCUGGUGGAUGCAGCCUGUUUGGUCCUGUCAUACGAAGCCGGGAGGGAUGACAGCGAGAAAGCGCUUAGGAGGUCAUUUCCGCUUGGGAAUUUCAUGACUUCAUCUUGAAUCGUAUAUCUUUGAUUCAACUGUACACUGUCUUAUCAGCUUGCCGGGACGGCAUACG
Molecule: messenger RNA, 1654 nt
Organism: Exophiala xenobiotica
Lineage: Eukaryota; Fungi; Ascomycota; Eurotiomycetes; Chaetothyriales; Herpotrichiellaceae
Product: mitochondrial thiamine pyrophosphate carrier 1
Exons: 4
Coding region: 106-1101 (331 amino acids)
Biological process (GO): thiamine pyrophosphate transmembrane transport
Cellular component (GO): mitochondrial inner membrane
Molecular function (GO): thiamine transmembrane transporter activity
Source: RefSeq, a predicted model, not a curated record